Leishmania braziliensis MHOM/BR/75/M2904 is the source of this 1647-nucleotide messenger RNA. RefSeq lists its product as hypothetical. NCBI's taxonomy places the organism in Eukaryota, Euglenozoa, Kinetoplastea, Trypanosomatida, Trypanosomatidae. The transcript has a single exon. Bases 1 to 1647 code for a protein of 548 amino acids. The record is from RefSeq and is a predicted model, not a curated record.
AUGCGGAGCUACGAUUCUGCGAGUCCGGAGGACAACAACGGCGCUGCGGUGCCACUGAUCAAUGUUCACCCGAGGCUAAUGACUCACCGGCGCGACAGUGACUCCCGCUCCAGUUCGGCGCGUCAGACGCCUCGUAGCCCCUGGACAGUCCCCACUAACGCAGAGCUUGCCGAAGCGGGAGUAACCGCGCAGGACGGCGUGGUACGGCAACUUUCUGCGCGCAAUGAGACGUGGGGGUCGCUGGCUGGUCCGCGCGAGAUGCCGUCGCCGAGCAACUCAGUUCACUAUGCCCCAGAGGCGAUCACAACGGGCGGGGUGUUUGGCGAGACACUGCAGUUCAGCGAACCGCAACAGCGCCGCUCUAUUACUGACACCGCGCACGAGCAGCAACCGCAGUCUCAGAAGCGUCAGCCGAUGUAUGACGCACAGUCCAGUGGCGUUGCUCAUUGCUCUGUCGAUGCCAGCAGCUCGCGCAAGCCAAUCCGGCCUGGGCGCAAUAGCCGCAGCUCCAGCGCUCGUUCCCAAUUGAAGAAGAGUGACUCGUACGCGCACAUCACCUCCGUCGUGCACAAGUACCGUGAGAACCGCAUCACUGCCCUGGAGGCUCAGUACAAAGUGAGACGCAGUCAUUCAAACGCAUCAGGCACGCAAGGUUAUGAGCCAAAACAGGACUACAGCUUGUCACCACGCUCGGCGGAGGCCUGGUCCAGCCCCUCAGCUCUGGGUCAUGCCUCCAUGCGUCACCGAAAUGAGUCGUGGCGAGUGUCUUCCACGUCGUAUCGCAGUCGUCAGGGCUCUCCGCUGCCGCAGGCGGUGGUGGAGGAGUACCGCCGUAGUGGUGCGCCGCGCGCCGCCCUCGACGCCCCGCACAUUCGCUACGCCGAAGCACUGUACAGUAUGAACAACUACCGCUCCUCCUCUGCCCAGCGCCACGCGUACAUGUCGUCUAUGCCGAGCAAUGUGACGGCCAACAACCUCCCAGAUGUGGCAACGCGGAUUCCAGACCGUUUCAAGUAUGUUCCGCCCACGGAGGAUGAAAGGCGCCUCCGUCGCGAGGCGACUCUGCGCGCCCUUGAGGAAUGGCGUGAGCGGCAGAGGGUCUUGCUGAAUAGCGGCGAAAAUGGCAACGGCCCCGCAGUCAAACAGGACAAUAAAGCUCGAGCCAAGAGUUGUUCUCACACGCGUACUCAGCGGCUGCAGCCUACUCACUCCACAUAUUCCGCAUCCUAUGCGUCAUUGGAGUCGCGGCCGCAGCAGCUCAACGACGAGAAGGGGUCGAUGGAUCCGCUGCAGAAGCAUUCUGACAUCAUUGAUGACUCGCGCUCCGGUCGAUCAAGGGGAUCUUCCGGACACUCUCCACAGGGUCGUGAAAAGAAACCGAAGGCGAUUAGGGGGGCGCCCAAGCAGCACGAUGACCACCCCUCAAACAAGGAUGCAGACAAGUGGGAGAAGCCACAGUUCUCUACGAGAAAGUGGUCUGGCACUUCAGGUAGUCGCCGCCAAAACAGUACUGGCUUGCGAACCUCAUCGCGCAACAGUCGCGGGGUCCAGCUGACAUCAGCGCGUGGAAAAGGCAGCGUGAACUCGAGCUCCUUUCGCCUAAAGUUGCUGUUUGACGUGUCCGCCCCUUCUGUGCGCAUUACAUAA